AGGAAGAGGAGGAGGAAGGAAAACCCUUCUCCAAAGGAGAGGACCAGCGCACAGCUUUUGCAAAAAUAAAGAAAAGCUUUCAAAACUGAUCUCCUCCAUGGCUUGGCAAAAACAAGCCAUCCAACUCAUCCAAAUCUAAGCUGCCUGUAGAUUUCUAUCUAUCUAUAUAUAUUUUUCUUGGAGGGGCAGGGUGACUUCCAAGACCAUCAUCCUCAGCUUCCUGGUCCUCAGGAUGCUGGAGAAGAUGGCUCGAGGCGCCUGGAGAUGGCAAGAAGGAGCCGACUGAGGAUGAAGGAUGCUCUGGCCACCGAGGCUGCUGAGGCUGAGGCUGAUGGUGACAAGAAGCCAGGGACAUCCCUGCCUUUUCUCUCCCUGACAGGUUCCUUUUUUAUUCCCCCUCUUCCCCCAUUAUUAUUUUUUUCCAGAUCCCUCUGAAGUGAGGCUCCCCCAUUCUGUGCUCUUGGCUCUUUUGGAAAAGGAUGCGCAAGAGGGGCUUUGAAAGCUGAAAUCUCCCUUUCCUCCUCCCCUGACUCCUUUCCUUCCACCAACCCCCAUCCCAUACCUCCCAACCUUUUCCUCUCCCUCAAAUUCUUCCCUUCAUCCCUUUUCUUUUCUGUCUCUCUCUCCCUCUCUCUCUCUCUGGGGAACUUUGUGGAAAGAAUCAGGAGGGAUGGCUUUGGAGCCCAGGAUGGCAGCUGGGCUUGGAGGUGCCAUGGAGGCUGUAAUGGUUUAGGAAGAAAGAGAGGGAGGAAGGAGAAGAAGAGAGAAAGACAGCUUGGAAGGAGUGGGUGAGGAAGGGGGGAAAAGGAGGAAGAAAGGCCACCAACACCCCCCCCACACACACACACACACAAGGACAGCAGCAAAAGCAACCACAGAACCCAUCAAGAGGAAGGAAAACACCUGGAAGAAAAGGGGGAUACCAUUACAGAUGACAAAAGGAUGGGUUUCCAGGUAGUUAAGCAGCUGAGAGGCAUGAGUGCAGUUUUCGUGCUCCUUCCAACUGUGCUAUUUGUGACGUUGACAGGGGCUCAGCGAGCCUGCCCCAAGAACUGCAGAUGCGAUGGCAAAAUUGUGUAUUGUGAGUCUCAUGCCUUUAGGGACAUUCCUCACAACAUUUCUGGAGGCUCUCAAGGCUUAUCGUUACGAUACAACAGCAUCCAGAAGCUUAAGCCAAAUCAGUUUGCAGGCCUUCACCAACUCAUAUGGCUAUACCUUGACCAUAAUUACAUCAGUUCUGUAGAUGAAGAGGCCUUCCAGGGCAUCCGUAGGCUGAAGGAAUUAAUUCUGAGCUCCAACAAAAUCACUCAUCUGUACAAUAAAACAUUUCACCCAGUCCCCAACCUCCGUAAUCUGGACUUGUCGUACAACAAGCUGCAGGCACUGCAGUCGGAGCAGUUUAAAGGUCUCCGCAAGCUCUUGAUCUUGCACUUACGGUCAAACUCAUUGAAAACUGUUCCAAUUCGAGUUUUCCAAGAUUGUCGCAAUCUUGAUUUCCUGGAUUUGGGCUACAACCGUCUACGGAGUUUAUCCCGCAAUGCUUUCGCUGGCCUCUUGAAGCUAACAGAGCUCCACUUGGAGCACAACCAGUUUUCUAAAAUCAACUUUGCUCACUUUCCACGUCUCUUCAACUUGCGCUCCAUUUACUUACAGUGGAAUAAGAUCCGAUCCAUUAGCCAAGGGUUAACAUGGACUUGGAGUUCCUUACACAAUUUGGAUUUAUCGGGAAAUGACAUUGCAGGGAUUGAACCUGGGACGUUCCAAUGCCUGCCCAAUCUGCAGAAGCUCAAUUUGGAUUCCAACAAACUCACCAAUAUCUCUCAGGAGACUGUCAAUGCCUGGAUUUCUUUGAUAUCCAUCACUCUGUCUGGAAAUAUGUGGGAAUGUACUCGAAGCAUCUGCCCUCUGUUUAACUGGCUUAAAAACUUCAAAGGAAACAAGGAAAGUACCAUGAUUUGUGCAGGCCCCAAGCAUAUCCAAGGUGAAAAGGUGAGUGAUGCUGUAGAAACCUACAACAUCUGUGCUGAAAUCCCAGUUGUUGUCACUGAGAAGCCCUACCAGGCACCUAAAACUCAGCAGAGGCCCAUUUUUAUUCCAAAACCCACGCUUCCCAAAUUGGAAGAUUAUCAGCCAACAUCAUUUACAGCAAGCCCUUCUCCAGAGUUCCCGACAUCUGGACCUGAACCUGAGUAUGAGCAUGUUUCCUUUCAUAAGAUUAUUGCUGGAAGUGUUGCCCUCUUUCUUUCCGUGGCUAUGAUUUUGUUGGUCAUCUAUGUCUCGUGGAAGCGUUAUCCAGCCAGCAUGAAACAGCUCCAGCAACACUCUCUUAUGAAGAGGCGCCGGAAAAAAGCCCGAGAGUCUGAAAGGCAAAUGAACUCCCCUUUACAGGAGUAUUAUGUGGACUACAAGCCUACAAAUUCCGAGACCAUGGAUGUAUCGGUUAAUGGAUCUGGACCCUGCACAUAUACCAUUUCUGGCUCCAGGGAAUGUGAGGUCCCUCACCAUAUGAAAACCCUGCCCUAUUACGGCUAUGACCAACCAGUAAUCGGAUACUGCCAGGCCCACAAACCCCUCCAUGUAAAUAAGGGAUAUGACACUAUCUCCCGGGAUCAGGCUGAAACCGCCAACUUGGAGCGGAGUCGAGACUUCAUUGCUACAAUCACACGUUCAGCGGCUCCAGCUAUAUAUAUUGAGAGAAUACCAAACUGAUGGAAUGUCUUUGCAGAGAAAUGAAAAGGAUUGUGUGGGAGGGUUCUUUUUUUCGGGAAGGGAAGGGGAACCUUUGAUUCAAGAGGAACGAGGAACAAAAAGAGUAACCAUUCCAGUUACCAGUAUUUCAGCUUCGACAACAGGAAAGGAGACAGUUACAAACUGAAUUUCUACCAUGGUCCUCAAACAAUCGAAUGACCUUGUCAUAUGAACUGGAGAACUUCAGGAUGUUCUUUGGCUUUAAACUGUUGAACAAACUUCUUGGUGUAAAUAUCAGAAAGAUUCUUGAGUUCUUAUAUAAAAACAAA
Sceloporus undulatus (fence lizard) is the source of this 3017-nucleotide messenger RNA. RefSeq names its product leucine rich repeat transmembrane neuronal 4 (gene LRRTM4). Lineage: Eukaryota; Metazoa; Chordata; Lepidosauria; Squamata; Phrynosomatidae. The transcript has 3 exons. Gene Ontology annotation, molecular function: protein binding. The coding region runs from base 943 to 2709 and encodes 588 amino acids. The record is from RefSeq and is a predicted model, not a curated record.